This is a messenger RNA of Penicillium cataractarum, 1380 nucleotides long. RefSeq lists its product as uncharacterized. Gene Ontology annotation, molecular function: FAD binding; monooxygenase activity. NCBI's taxonomy places the organism in Eukaryota, Fungi, Ascomycota, Eurotiomycetes, Eurotiales, Aspergillaceae. The transcript has 3 exons. Bases 1 to 1380 code for a protein of 459 amino acids. Gene Ontology annotation, biological process: secondary metabolite biosynthetic process. The record is from RefSeq and is a predicted model, not a curated record.
AUGGCCCCUCGAAUUCAUGUCAAGCAGCAGCAAAUUCGCUUCGAGUCAUGCAAGCUCCAGAUACUCAUCGUUGGUGCGGGUCUUGCUGGCCUUGGAUCAGCUAUUAGCUGCGCUCUUGCUGGACACGCAGUUCACGUUCUCGAAAGCGCCCAGGAGAUCAAAGAGGUCGGAGCUGGGAUUCAGGUCUUGCCAAACAGCUCUCGCGUGCUGCAGCAUUGGGGUCUGGAAAAGGCCUUGACCCCCCAUAUGACUAUCCCUAGCGUAUGCAACUUUCUCGGUUGGAAAGGCAACAAAAUCUCGUUCCUAGACUUUCACCAAUCCGAAAGCAAUUAUCCGGGCACUUGGUAUCGAGAUUUCCAUCGGGCGGACCUUCAACGUUGUCUAGUCGAGAGAGCUUUAGAGCUUGGUGUGCAAGUGACGUGCGGCGCGCGUAUCGAACAGGUUCUUGUGAGCGCCGACGGGGCAACAUCAACCGCAAUUGCAGCAGAUGGACGUGAAUGGGAAGGCGAUCUCCUCAUCGGCGCAGAUGGAAUAUUCGGAAAGUUGACGGAACAGCUUCGCGGUGAAAGCGAUCCUCCUGUGAAAACAGGGGACCUUGCGUAUCGCCUUUUGCUGUCUACCAAUGAGAUGCGUAAAGACCCCGAGUUGGCAUGCUUCGUAAAUGAGCCACAAGUGAAUUACUGGUUGGGGCCAGACGCACAUGCCGUUAACUAUGUCCUCCGCGGAGGUGAACUGUUCAACAUGGUUCUACUCGUGCCAGAUGAUAUUCCCGAGGAGUCUCUCGCAUCCACUGUCGAGGGUAACGUAGAUGAAAUGUGUGCCUUGUUCCAGGGUUGGGACCCACGAAUUCAGAAGUUGCUCAAGCUUUGCCAAUCUGUUCAAAAAUGGAGACUUUCUAUUAGGUUCGGCGAUUUCGACUGGGCGCACCCCUCGGGUUCAUGGAUAAUGCUGGGUGAUGCUGUACAUGCAACGCUACCAUACCUAGCUUCGGGAGCUGGAAUGGCUUUUGAGGAUGGGGCAGUGCUUGGUGAAUGCCUCUCUCGCCUCCCCGACUCCCCGACGAUCACAAAAGCUUCGAGCGAAUUCUUGGACGCGAAGAAGCACGCCUUGGCCGUUUUCCAGCAGUGCCGCAAGGAGAGGACAAAGAUGGUAGUUGAGCGAGGGAACAUCCAGCAAUAUCUUUAUCACCUGCACGACGGACCAGAGCAGCAGGAGAGAGACCGUAAAAUGCAGAUGGUGCCUACGCCUGAAGGUGAAGCUUUAGCCUGGAGAGAUCCAGGCUUGGCGCCCAAACUGUUAGGCUAUGACCACAUUUCAGAUGUCGAUCGCUACUGGGGGAUCAUGCAUGGUGAAGGCACAGUGAUAGAAUCUCGGCUGUAA